GCUCGGGAGCAGACACGCGGAGCCAAAAAAAAAGCAAAAAAAUUUAUUUCCACUAUUUUGUUAGAAAAAUUAUAAAAACAAUCUACUUAUCACAAAUAGUACAUGUGUAAAUAUAACAAAUUUUCCACGCAACAUCGUAAUUAUAUUGAAAUCUGGUCUUCGAAUAAUAAUAAAGCCAAAAGCUAAAAAAUCAUCAAUUCCGCAAAGCAAAAAAUCGGUUGGGAAAUAAAUCAAACUAACGUAAAGUUUAAAUAAUCGUAACUAAUUCACCAACUGAACUGGCAAAUUGAACUAACUCGUGGUUAUUAUCUGGAGUGAAAAUAAUUAUUGUUGAAUGAGGAGAAAGAACAUGGAACCGAGGGUUUGAAUCCACGAAAACACAAGAGCAGAGAACAUUCACCGACUAUUCUAGCGCCGUGAAACGAAUUUUCCAUAAUUAUUUUCAAUUUAAAUGUACAAUAAUAUCGAGCGGAGUAUGAAUUAUUUUGAAUGGAAUAAAGUAGUCUCAUAGGUGUCACUGAUUACAUUAUUUUGUCCCGAUUCUUGGGACAGGUUCAGUGUUGUGUCGUAGUAAUACUAGAGGAGAGGGCGAAAUUCAGCAAUAGAGCUUAACCAUCGAGAGGAGUAUAAAAAGUGAUAGAGAGCAAAAUUCAAGUGACGAAAGGGUGAGAGAAGCGUGCUCCACCGAAAUAUGAUAAUCGGAAAAUAGUGGAAGAUAUAAAUCAACGAGGGCACGUUCGACAUCUUUACGCACGCGUGAGGUACACGUGACUUGUGCACUGAACUGACUACUCGAAAUUUUGUUUUCUCUCUCUUUUCAAGUACCGAUUAACGUGAUAUAAAUCUAGUUGCAUAAUUGACUGAAAGGAUAAAACUAAAAAUACAAAGGAGAUAUUGAAGUACGAUAGUACAUGGUAUAUCGGUUCACGAAAGUUUGGCUGUGUAAGAUCGUCCUCGGGAAUGUUCCAUCGUUCUCAACUUCUCACCAGGUGAACUGAAAGAAGUCACUGGAAUCCCGGUUCAUCUUGAUUUUCUAGGUUCCAAAGUACCGAAAUAAAACCAUAAAAGCAUUAGUUCGCAUCAACUACUUCCAGCGCACUAUUACCCCGACAAUUAAAAAAUACAAUUGACGAAAUAAAAAAAAGCCAGCAGCGAUUAUUAAACAUCCGGAGUGAAGUGGAUUAAUUUUAACUGUUGGCCCAAUAUCACAGUAUGGUUAACGUGACUGAUAGCAUUACGGAAAUAACAACAGAAGAGGAAAGAACUUGAGCUACUUAAAAUAUCAGUGUGUAAAAGUCGAUCGAUAAAAAUCCUCAAUCAUUGGUGGAGGGAGGGUAAACUAUGGCUGGCUACAAUCACGCAAAUUCACAGCGAGUCGUCUACCACGCGACCUAUCCAACCCCACUGGCCCCAAAUGGCGAUCCAAUAAAACUACCCGAAAACUUGGAAACAUUACCGCGAGCCGAGCAUUUUCCGACUCAGAGGCACCGAUGGAACACAAACGAGGAAAUAGCUGCCAUACUGAUCAGCUUCCAGCGGCACACAGAAUGGCAAAGUCGCGAGGUGAAGGUGCGACCCCGCAGCGGUUCAAUGUUGCUAUAUUCGCGGAAGAAGGUUCGCUACCGAAGGGAUGGCUACUGCUGGAAGAAGCGAAAGGACGGGAAAACGACUCGCGAGGAUCACAUGAAGCUGAAGGUCCAAGGAGUGGAGUGCAUUUACGGAUGCUACGUCCACUCGGCGAUACUUCCGACGUUCCACCGUCGCUGCUACUGGCUCCUCCAGAACCCCGACGUCGUCCUCGUCCACUACCUGAACGUUCCGUACCCCGACGGGGACGCAAAAUUGGCAGCGCUCCCGCCAUGUUUGGUGCUGCCGCCUGACAAGAAAGAGUGGACGAGGGACGAACUGGCCGCCCAAUUGAGACCAAUGUUUCUGGGUAGCGACGAUGAUCCCAAUAAUGCUCAUCUUAAUCAGCACUCCACACAUCCCGUUGACAUGAUUGUAACACAACUGCUGGACAGACAACGGGCGUCAUUAACUACAUCAUCUAGUGGUGCUCAAUUAGCUCCUAGGAGAUUAACACCUGACAAUCAGGUGACUUCGACGACUGGAGGUCAGCACUCCUCGUCGACGGGGUCAUCAGCCACCCGCGUAUAUUCCAGGCACUCCCACCCGACCCAAAAUCCGCAACCGACACCUCUCGUCCUAAGCUUGCAACAGAUACAGGGUGGAGGUGGUCUUUUGAUACUGAAUAGUCAGCCCUAUCACCACCCACAGCAGUCGCAGAAUCAGCAAGAGAAGCAGGCCCAGUCGCAGGCUCAAAAUCACCAGACCGAGAUCCAAUCAGUCACCGACCAGCCGUCGGUGCAGCAGACGAGUGUCGACCGUGAACAGCAGACACAGCAGGACAUCGACACCCAAGACACCACCGAGAGACCAGUGCUGCAAACGAUAGUAACGACCGGAAGUGGCGCAGACGUCACAGAAUUCGUGGAGACCCUCGAUCUCAGCCAGGAAGACAUCCAGAGGACUCUGUCAGCGAACAUGAUGCCGUCCUCACCCUCGCCGUCCCCCGCCGAUAAUCACAUAAUAAAUCCCAUGGACUUCAUCGAUUCAUCCGACGAUGUGUUGGUCAAUCUGGACGCUUUCGACGUUUUCGGCGAUUUGCCGGAGCUUCACGACUUUGAGACUGAACAGAUAAAGACCGAAAGCCGAAGCACUUCAUCGCAGAACGACAACGCGCGUCCUCCUGGCGCAACGGUCCACAUCGCCGAGUACAGCCCUGAGUGGAGUUACACCGAGGGCGGUGUCAAGGUAUUAGUCGCAGGACCGUGGACCGGCGGGGGAAGUUCGCAAUCGUACUCUGUCCUCUUUGACACGGAGCCCGUUGAGGCGUGUCUCGUUCAGCCCGGUGUAUUGCGUUGCCGUUGUCCAGCGCAUGCACCUGGCAUAGCUUCCCUCCAAGUAGCAUGCGACGGAUUUGUUGUGUCCGAUAGUGUUGCCUUUGAGUACAGACGAGCGCCCACGACCGAGCCUAGUCCUGAGAAAGCACUCCUGGAUCGCUUCGCGGAUGUAGAGUCACGAUUACAGGGUCCCGGUCCGCGUUCGCCAGUAGCACACCUCGAGGAGCGAUUAGUAGCGUACUGUCAGGACGCGGUGAUUCGUCCUUGGCGAGCUGGUGCUGAGCCCCUGCAAUCCACGGGGCCAACGCUUCUUCAUCUGGCGGCUGGUCUCGGAUACUCGCGGCUCGCGUGUGCUCUGCUGCACUGGCGCGCGGAGAAUCCAAGUAGUGUUCUAGAUGCGGAAGUCGACGCUCUCCGGCAGGACAACGCUGGCAUGACGCCGCUGGCCUGGGCGUGCGGUGCAGGACACGCCGACACUGCGCGUAUCCUUUAUAGAUGGAACGCGAUGGCAUUGUGUGUGAAGGACCGCCAGAACAGGAGUGCCACGGAGAUCGCAGCGGAGAAUGGUCACGCGGUCAUAACUGAGGAGCUGAAUCGUUUGGAGGCAAGGCGGCAGGACGAACGUCUUUUCUUGAGACCCGCCAGCCCGAGUCCGCGGAGACCUUCGCAGGACAGCGGUCUCGAUUUGACGUCAUGUGGCUCCCUGCUACUGGACAAUAUGGAAUUUUCCCAAGAAGAUGACUCAUCCGUAGGGAUUGGUUCACAGCGAAUGGAGAGUACUUCAAGCUCCCAAUCGUCCGUAGGGGAGGAAGAUGUGCGGGUGUUGACAUUAGCCGAACAAAUAAUUGCCGCUCUUCCAGAAAGGAUUAAGAGGGAGAAAACUAAUCGAAGUACAUCCCUGCCACCUCCCUCGCCCACACCGUUGGCGCUACUCGAGGACCCCCUCACCGAGCCAAUGCCCCUCAACUCCAGCGAAUUAUUCGACUGCUACCGCGAGUGCAGUGGCGGUGCCGCAUCAAUGUCCGACGCGGACGCUGAAGCGAGUCCGUCAAGUCCCUCGAGCAGCUGCCUAACACCGGAUUCGCCUUCGCCAUCGCCGACAACCUCCGACUUCUGCGAAUUUUUGCAACUGCAGCUGCAGCUGGACAACGGACGUGGUUCCACUCACAAUUUCCACAAUGUGGACAGACCGAUGGGAUCGAGCAUUUACAGCCGAACGGGGAGUCACGCGAGUGACGGCAGCGAAGCGGACCUCAGCAGAUUGACACUGUCCGAUCGCGAGCAGCGGGAGCUUUACCAAGCAGCGCAGAUGAUCCAGAAAGCGUACAGGAGCUACAAAGGAAGGCAGCGCCAAGAAGAAGCCGAGCGACACGCGGCCAUUCUCAUACAGCAGUACUAUCGCCGUCACAAACAAUACGCAUACCACAGACAAGCCAACAAGGCGGCUCUCGUCAUUCAGAGCAACUACCGCAAUUACCGCGCUCGUCCGAGCUUCAAAAGCACAAGACAACAGUCCGUUCAUCAGCAGGCGGCGCAUCAGGCCGCGAGGAAGAUUCAGCAGUUCAUGCGGCAAUCGAAAAUCAACUUGUCCUUGGAUGACACACGACCGAUCUCCCGUUUUUGUAGACUGCAGAGCGCCAGGGUCGUCGCAAGAGGGAACGCGAAGCUGCCAGUGCAACAUUUACGAAUGGCUGUUGUCCACCGAAGCUAGCCCUGAUUUAGCCUAGAAGUUAAUUGAGACGCCAUCGCUUCUUGGUCUACCAACCGAUACUCUUGGUUGCUGAGCCUCAAUUCGAAUCCAAAUAGAGCGACCAAAUUGCGAGGUGGAACUUCUGACCGUCCAUCAUGCUGCCUCCCUGUCAACACCUAGAGACCCAGCUGGUAGAGCUGGGCUUUCUCGUUUCAUCGAAAGAUUUGUUGAUGAAAACGUGAUAAAGAGAGACUGGAUUGCGAACGUACCGAGUGCAGAUUUUUGGUUUGCCUGAGAGGGGCAGAUUUGGCUUUGAGCUGCGAACAGCCUCGAACACUGGCCAGAAAUAAAAGUGUACGCUGGACAUUGAAUCGAAAAUUGGGCCUCCUGCGAAUUAAAAAAAAUAUAUGGAAAUUACUAGAAAAGUGGAUCUAUAAAUGAAACCCUAUUGAUUGAAAAAAAAAAAUUGGCCACUAGGACUUCCGUUGAUCACUUGAUGAGCGAAAAUGGGGGCUGUUUGCGGCUCUAGCACUGGCCGACGCAGAAAAAAGCGUCGACAUAUUCGGUUACUGAGGAUGCCACCUCCCGCUCGUCCCCCGAGUGGAACGAACUCUUUUUUUUUAAAGUUUGCCCAAGUCUCCAGAGACUGACAUUCCGCUACCACAAAAAUGGUCCUUGGUAGCUCAUUUCUCCGUUAUAAAAUUUGUUAUGCGAAAAUAGCAGCAGAGAAGACCACAAUGUGGAUUCGAAGCCGCUUCUUCCUUGAAAGAAAAAUUUCUUCAAACAAAAGUCUUAUCUAAUAUAUUUGACAAAUACUGCAAUAUUGUUAAGUCUUAUAUUUGCAAGCACGGCGUCGAAUAAUGCAAACACUUGAAUCUUCUACUCUUCUCAUUUUAACUCCAACUCAUGAUAUUUCCUAGGACUUUUUUCUGAAAUUUUUAAUCAAACUGUUUACGAUUCGUUAUUGCUGAGUUGAUUUGUUAUACAGAUUAAGAAUAAAAAUGUGAAAUCAAAUUUCUGAUACAGUCUAGUUUAGGAAAAUGCCCGCAAUGAUAUCGACAUAUCAUUUAGUCAGCCCUUUUCAUAGAGUUCUGUUCAUCGAUCAGGAUAAUUAUGAAAAUGAAUCGAAUCGUAUCGGCACACUCUUUUCAAGAUGGCGCUGCGGGAUGAGAUUCCAAAGAUGUACAUAUUUAGUGAAUAACAUUUAGAGCAUUUUGAUGACAUCAAUUUUCCAUCAUUUUACGAUGAUUUAAUCUUCUCAGACUUUUAGUCCAGAAAUCAAUCGAUCUAGACUUCUUGAGCAAUCAAUUACCGGAUAAUUCCACCUUUGGGAGACAGCGUCAACUAAUUGACCCUGUAAUGCAGAUGUUUCUUUUAUUUUCCUUUUGAGAGCUAUUUCCCCAUGACAUUGACUACAAUCGCUAAAAUAGUGUUUAUAUUGAAAAAUAACCUGAAACUCUUGCGCGUUGGUGAUAAAAAAAAUCUAUUGCUACAUAAUGUGAUAAUUCCAUGGUGAUCAAAGAAAGUAUUUCCGAUGCUUUGCAGAUAUAAGAACAAAGAACAAAAUUCAAAGUAAAACUGAUUACAGUUACGCAGACCCGAUCUGUCUGAAGGGCUCAGUAUUUUCGGAUGAAAAAAAAAGAUAACUCUGAAAGAAUAGGAUUCCAACGAUGAGAAUAGGCGAGGUGGUGUCACCGAUAAAAAAAGAUUUAGUUGUUAAGCUCACACGCUCAAUCCCUUCAGUUCCAUCAUUACGGAAUAUCAAGAAAUCCGAUGGUCUUGAUCAUUGCGUAUUAAUUGUAGAUAUUGGAUUAAUUGGAUAAGCGUUACGAUAGUGAUAAAAAAAAUUGCAUUAUGUAAAAGGAAUAUGUAUAUACAGAGAAGAUAUACACAUGAGUCAAUUCCAACCAACAUUUUCAUGCAUUAAGCUUAUAAAAAAGGGUAUCAGUGCUUAAUUGAAAUUAAAAUAAUGAAGACGAGGCAGAAAAUAUUAAAUUUUUCAAUCAGUAAAAUUUAACUAUAAAUUAAUUAACAAUCUCAGCUCGUUCCUAUUAAGGAAGAGUGAAUGAGAUUCCAAUAUAUUGUAUACAAACAAGUAUAAUAUAUUGAGUAUUUUUGCUCUUUAUACAUUCCAGUGAUUCACUCAUUGAAGUUUAGUAAUCUGAGAGGUAUGCGCUCUGUUAAUAGAACAAGUACAUUAUUUCAGGAAAGUUAAUCGUACGCUUUUGCCUAUGCAGGGAAAAAGUUCUACGAAUUUUCAGAUUUUACAUAAAAAUUAAUUCUUAAAUAAAUGAAUAACGUUACUCGACGAGAUUUAUAGCCACUUCUAAGCGAAUCUGACAUAGCUCCUACGAGUAUCUACUACUAAUUUUUGAACCUUAAUGAUUCAUGGAAAGUCAUCAAGUCGUAUGUUUCCUAGCCUCCUCAAUCUACGACCGAUGAGACAAAUUUAUUUAUAUCUUUGAAUCACAUUCCAAUUGAAAAAUCGAGAGAAUCGAAACAAAAAUAACCAUAAAUUAAAAAUAACCACGAUAGAAAAGAAAAUGACAAUUUAUUCGCAUAGACGCUUCGAAGAUGACAACUUGAAGACGUAAUUUUAAUCAAAUGAAUCCUCACAAAGAAAAGUCAUGAUUAGUACAAGAAAAAAUAAUAACGGGAAAAAAAAAGUUUUUAAAUCUUAAAUAAUGAAGCCAAAGCAUGGCCUACUUGCUGCCCCUUAAAUUAGCUUCGAAUAAUCAACUUUAACUUCUUUACUAUUGAGAGUCACAAAAAAAUUACAAGACAUCGAUUAAACGAGAGCGUCAGCCAACUUUACCGAUAGAUAAUGCAAACCGAAGGUAUAAAUAGUUUAACUUCAAACUUGUUUAUUUUACCAAUGAUUCAAUUUUAUGACUUCACGGGAAUGACUAUGUCCCAGAUACAGCGUUUCAAUAAUAUUCCGAUAUCUUUCUACAGCUCUUCUAGGAUUCGUCGCAGGCAACAAAAUCAAUGAAAUGGUCGCUUCAUUUUCUAUUUCAAUAAAUAUCGAGUCAUUUUGAACGGCAACAAUUGGAAUACAAUACGUGAUAUGCCCGUACGAAUUUAGCCACAAGGAUGUCGCACUUUGUCACUUUUGUCCUCUUUGCUUUUUAGAAAAAAAAGACUAAAUGCUCCAUUUUCUUAUAAUACUUCGACUCGCAUAAGAGAGAAUCGAUAAAGCAUAGGAAAGAAAAUACGAGAACCGACAAAAAAAUAAUGGAAUAAUGAUGUUAACUAAUGAAUGAAUAUACCUCUGUUUAUCAUUUUAUCAAUAUCGUUCAACGAAUAUUGUAAAUAACGAAACAAUUUUAUCUAUUCCCGAUUUUGGGGGAGACGGAUGGUAGUAUUAAUUACCUCACAGUGUCGUCCAAACGAAGAUGAUGAUUUUCAAUUAUAAUCAUUAUCCGUCUUCUUCUUCAUUGUUACUCCAAUUCAUCAUUGCAUUUAAUAAAUUAUAUAUUUAUUGACUCACUUA
Diachasma alloeum is the source of this 8086-nucleotide messenger RNA. RefSeq names its product calmodulin-binding transcription activator 2 (gene Camta). Bases 1342 to 4614 code for a protein of 1090 amino acids. The transcript is spliced from 15 exons. Gene Ontology annotation, molecular function: transcription coregulator activity; double-stranded DNA binding; protein binding. Gene Ontology annotation, biological process: regulation of transcription by RNA polymerase II. Gene Ontology annotation, cellular component: nucleus. The record is from RefSeq and is a predicted model, not a curated record. NCBI's taxonomy places the organism in Eukaryota, Metazoa, Arthropoda, Insecta, Hymenoptera, Braconidae.